GUUAAAGCAGUUAGAGGCUCCUAUUAACUCACUUAUCCACCCUUGCUUUCAGUUUCAGUUUGAAGAUUCUCUGAACCCUUGUGCACUGUGGUAGCAGCAGGUAGGUAAUGGCCUUAUCAAGCUCAUAUAUACAAAGAUUCCUCUUGGGCAAGCUCCAUAGCCGCUUCUCCUCCAACCACAGAAACCCCUUUGCUGCUGUUACAUGCACAAGCAGGUGCUACUCUGCCAUUGCCAUUGAUGCACCUUCAUCUUUAGCUGAGGCUCCUGGUGUAAGAUGGGGAUCCAUAGCUUUGCAGGGUUUAAGGGAAGAGAUGGAGGAUGAUAUCAUUGUUCGCCCUGAUGGCCUUCAUGGAUUCUCUUUUGCUGCUGUUUUUGAUGGCCAUGGAGGCUUCUCUUCUGUUGAGUUCCUCAGUGUAAACCAUAGGGAUGAGCUCUACAAUGAGUGUCUUGAAGCCUUACAAGGUGGGUUAGUAUUGGUUGAGAAAGAUUUCAAAGCCACUAAAGAAGCAUUAGAGCAAGCAUUUGCCAAAGCUGAUGCCAAGUUGUUAAAAUGGCUUGAAAUGAAGGGAGAGGAGGACGAAUCGGGCGCAACAGCAACUGCAGUGUUCAUAGGGGACGAUACGCUGCUCGUUUCACACAUUGGCGACUCAUCUGUGGUCCUAUCUAGAGCUGGAAAAGCAGAAAUGGUUACUAGUCCUCACAGACCAUAUGGGAGCAACAAGGCUUCUCUUCAAGAAAUCAAAAGAAUCAGAGAAGCAGGUGGAUGGAUUGUGAAUGGUAGAAUUUGUGGAGACAUUGCUGUAUCUCGUGCAUUCGGGGACUUAAGAUACAAAACAAAGAAGAAUGAGAUGCUACAAAAAGGAGUUCAAGAAGGACGAUGGUCAGAAAAGUUUAUUUCUCGGGUACGGCUCAACAAUGAUUUAGUUGUUGCAUACCCUGAUAUUUAUCAAGUAGAUCUUGGCUCAGAUGCUGAGUUUAUAGUAUUAGCAUCAGAUGGCUUAUGGGAUUAUAUGAGCAGCUCAGAUGCAGUUUCCUUUGUGAGGGAACAGUUGCAAAAGCAUGGAAACAUUCAGGUAGCCUGUGAAGCACUUGCACAAGCAGCUAUGGACCGUAGAACACAGGAUAAUGUGAGCAUUAUAAUUGCUGAUUUAGGGAAGACAGAUUGGGAGAAUGUGGCAGUGCAGCAACAAAAUAUGGUAUUGGAGCUGCUUCAAGCCCUUGCUACCAUUGGUAUUGUGUCCAUUGGAAUUUGGUUUUCGUCUCAGCUUUCAUUAUAGAUUCACAAAAGAUAAAAAAAUAAAAUACCAGUCAUCAUCAUGUAUAUACACAGAGAUAGAAUCUACUUGUUUUAGGACAUUAAGGAUUUGUCUUCUCUUUUAUCUUAAGGGGUUAAAUCAAUGUUUUAUUCCUAAAAUUAAGAAUUUUAUUUCAAAGCAUGGAUUGCCCUCAA
Molecule: messenger RNA, 1450 nt
Organism: Arachis stenosperma
Lineage: Eukaryota; Viridiplantae; Streptophyta; Magnoliopsida; Fabales; Fabaceae
Product: protein phosphatase 2C 57
Exons: 11
Coding region: 108-1277 (389 amino acids)
Biological process (GO): protein dephosphorylation
Molecular function (GO): protein serine/threonine phosphatase activity; cation binding
Source: RefSeq, a predicted model, not a curated record